Camelina sativa (false flax) is the source of this 1626-nucleotide messenger RNA. Its product is annotated as flavin-monooxygenase glucosinolate S-oxygenase 4. The record is from RefSeq and is a predicted model, not a curated record. Gene Ontology annotation, molecular function: NADP binding; N,N-dimethylaniline monooxygenase activity; flavin adenine dinucleotide binding. NCBI's taxonomy places the organism in Eukaryota, Viridiplantae, Streptophyta, Magnoliopsida, Brassicales, Brassicaceae.
AGUUCCUCUAUAUAAACCUCAUAAAACCAUAGAGUCUUACACAAAAAUCGUUCUUACAUUUCUACCAACAAAGAAAAUCACAAACAUAUAAGAAAAUGGCACCAGCUCGAAACCCAAUAAGUUCUAAACAUGUGGCGGUAAUUGGAGCAGGAGCAGCCGGUCUAGUAGCGGCCAGAGAGCUCCGUCGUGAAGGGCACACCGUCGUUGUCCUUGACCGGGAGAAACAAGUAGGUGGUCUUUGGGUCUACACACCUAAAGUUGAGUCCGACCCGCUUGGUCUAGACCCGACCCGACCUAUAGUCCACUCUAGCGUCUACGAGUCUCUCCGAACCAAUCUCCCAAGAGAAUGUAUGGGUUACAAGGACUAUCCGUUCGUGCCACGUAGCGAUGAUCCGUCGAGAGACUCAAGAAGGUAUCCGAGUCACAAGGAGGUUCUUGCGUACCUUCAAGACUUUGCUACAGAGUUUAACAUAGAGGAGAUGAUCCGGUUCGAGACCGAGGUGGUUCGAGUUGAACCGGUUAACGGGAAAUGGAGGAUCCAGUCUAAAACCGCCGGUAGUUUUACUGACGAUGAGAUCUUUGACGCCGUUGUUGUGUGUUGUGGACAUUUUACAGAACCAAACAUCGCUCAAAUUCCUGGAAUUGAGUCAUGGCCUGGGAGGCAAACCCACAGCCACAGUUAUCGAGUUCCUGAUCCAUUUAAAGAUGAGGUGGUGGUGGUGAUCGGUAAUUUUGCGAGUGGAGCUGAUAUUAGUAGAGACAUAUCUAAAGUCGCAAAAGAAGUUCAUAUCGCAUGUAGAGCAAGUGGACCUGACACAUUCGAAAAGCGUCCCGUACCUAAUAACAAUCUCUGGAUGCACUCUGAGAUAGACACAGCACACGAGGAUGGUACCAUCGUUUUCAAAAAUGGAAAGGUGGUACAAGCCGAUACCAUUGUCCAUUGCACCGGGUACAAAUAUUACUUCCCAUUUCUUGAAACCAAUAAUUACAUGAGGGUUGAUGACAACCGCGUUGAACCUCUCUACAAGCACAUUUUCCCACCAGCGCUUGCUCCCGGGCUAUCCUUCAUUGGGUUACCAGCAAUGGGUCUACAAUUCUAUAUGUUUGAAGUCCAAAGCAAAUGGGUUUCUGCAGUCUUGUCUGGACGUGUUAAACAUCCUUCCGUAGACGAAAUGAUGGAAGAUCUUAAGUUGUCAUAUGAAACACAAGAAGCCUUAGGUAUUCCCAAAAGAUAUACUCAUAAGUUGGGUAAAUCUCAGUGUGAGUACCUUAAUUGGAUAGCAGACCAAUGUGGAUUUCCUCAUGUUGAACAUUGGAGAGAUCAAGAAGUAACUCGCGGUUACAAGAGACUUGGGGAUCAACCAGAGACGUUCCGUGAUGAAUGGGAUGACGAUGAUCUUAUGGAAGAAGCCUAUGAAGAUUUCGCUAGACAAAAUCUUAUUAGUUUUCACCCUUCUCGUUUUCUUGAAUCCGGACGAUGAUGCACAUCGACGACUUGUUUGGAUUGAAGAGGCAUUAAACUGUAAAAAUAAACUGGGGAUGAAAUAAGCAAUAUAUAUAUGAGUGUGAGAGGGUUGCCUUGGCUAAGGCCCGCAGCAAGCCUAUCAUCGUAUACAAGAUUCGCUA